AAUGUGUGAGCCGUCUGAUCCAAAAUAUGACCGUUGUAAACGCUCCAACAUCUGUUUCAAUUUAAACCCAUUCUCUUGAUCAAUAAAAUAAUAGAAGGGAGACUACGAAAGGCACAUCAGAAGACACUGUUUCUCAAGUACUCUGUUUCUUUCAUUCAACAAUCAUGUAUUCAGCUUCAACCAUGAACAAGCCUCCAUUGCCCAGAUCUCCGUCGCGUCUUCGACCGCCGCAAGCUCUCCGAUCAUCAAACUCUUUCUCUCUUCAAACGCCACCAGGUUCUUUGACGAAAUCUCAGAAGCCGGCUCUCUCUCCAAAUAUGCGACCGGAGUACCUCACAAUUUCGUCCGAGUUACGGGCUCUGGCGAGGAUGGUCAACGACGAAGUCAAUGACGUGAAUUUGGAGAAAGCGGCGGGUGGCAAUUCUUGCGGUGUGAAAUCAAGUGCUCUGUUCGAGAGGGGGAGAUUCUACGAGGAGUAUUCUGCUAGGAGGAACGAGAGGCUCAUGAGAAAGAGAGGCGUAACUGCAAUGGAUGAAGUUAAGGUUAAACCAGUUCGCAAUCUUGGGGUUUCAGUGGAAUCUGGAAAGAAAAAUAGUGUGAGAAAGAUUGGAAGUUUGAGAAAAUCUAUUUCCGCUGCCUACUCUGCUGGAGUGAGUGAAACACCAAGGUACAUGCUCAGAAGCAUGACCAAGGAAAACAAAAAACCUCCUGUCGCUACGAAGUUUGAGAAAUCGGUUAUGCCUGGGGAGAAGAAAAUGGGAACAAGAGCAAGGAGGAUAUAACUGAAGGUUUUAUUUCUAUUUGGUAGGGGAGAAGGAGAACCUGAUUUAAUUUGAUGUUAAAGGUUAAAUCUUGUUCUCUCUCGUCUGGUUAUAUACUUUGUUUUUUCAGUUUGAAAUAAGUGUUACAGUUAUUUGAGAUCA
Messenger RNA from Vigna angularis (adzuki bean), 923 nucleotides. RefSeq lists its product as uncharacterized. The transcript has 2 exons. The record is from RefSeq and is a predicted model, not a curated record. Bases 165 to 782 code for a protein of 205 amino acids. Lineage: Eukaryota; Viridiplantae; Streptophyta; Magnoliopsida; Fabales; Fabaceae.